AAUCCCAGGACGGUCCUCAGCCCCUUUCGGGUGCUGGUGCUCCCGGAGCUCAGCUGCCCCAGGGUCGAUGAAACCAGACAGCCGAGGGCUAGCGCUCAGUCCCCUGCCCCUCCAGCAGCAGAAAGGGCACUGCCACUUCCCCGCUGCUCACACUGGCUCUGUCGGGGGCAGAGGUUAGAGAGGGGUGCUGGCUGCUGGGGGCGCACAUGCACUUUGGCAAACUCAUGCAUGUGAUUGGACGACUCCGGUUCCCUCCAUCUCUCUGAGCCCCCACCCUGGGGAUGCCAUCUGCUUCCUUGCCUCAUGUGGAACCCAAGGACACAGCCGCCCUGCUGAAAGCACGGCGGCCCAUCCUUCGAGACCGUGACCUCACGGCGGUGGCCCUCCUCAGCCCUCCACCUCCCGCGGGGGCAGAGGCCACCCACCUCCAAGUCCCCAGCCAUGACGACAUCCGCACUGCGACGCCAGGUGAAGAACAUCGUCCACAACUAUUCCGAGGCAGAGAUCAAGGUGCGCGAGGCCACCAGCAAUGACCCCUGGGGACCACCCAGCUCGCUCAUGUCAGAGAUCGCCGACCUGACCUUCAACACAGUGGCCUUCGCUGAGGUCAUGGGCAUGCUGUGGAGGCGACUCAAUGACAGCGGCAAGAACUGGCGGCACGUGUACAAGGCCCUUACUCUACUGGACUACCUGCUGAAGACGGGCUCCGAGCGCGUGGCCCACCAGUGCCGCGAGAAUCUCUACACCAUUCAGACGCUCAAGGACUUCCAGUACAUCGACCGGGACGGCAAGGACCAGGGUGUCAAUGUGCGUGAGAAGGUCAAGCAGGUAAUGUCCCUGCUCAAGGAUGAGGAGCGCCUGCGGCAGGAGCGAACUCAUGCCCUCAAGACCAAGGAGCGCAUGGCGCUGGAGGGCAUGAGCAUCGGCAGUGGGCAGCUGGGCUUCAACCGCCGCUCUCGUGGAUCCCCGUCCUCCUUCACGUCUGCAUCCUCAUCCCCACGGUAUGCCUCAGACCUGGAGCAGGCGCGUCCCCAGACCUCAGGAGAAGAGGAGCUCCAGCUGCAGCUGGCCCUGGCCAUGAGCCGCGAGGAGGCGGAGAAGCCCGUGCCCCCAGCCUCCCACAGGGAUGAGGACCUGCAGCUGCAGCUGGCUCUGCGCCUGAGCAGGCAGGAGCACGAGAAGGAGGUGAGAUCCUGGCGGGGAGAUGACUCUCCCGUGGCCAAUGGUGCAGAGGCUACCAGCCGCCGGCGGCAGGACCGAGAGCCCGUGCGAGAAGAGAGAAAGGAAGAGGAGAAGCUGAAAACCAGCCAGUCCUCCAUCCUGGACUUGGCUGACAUCUUCGCACCAGCCCCGCCCUCCACACACUGCUCUGCGGACCCAUGGGACAUUCCAGGUCUCAGGCCAAACACAGAGCCCAGUGGCUCCUCCUGGGGACCCUCUGCAGACCCCUGGUCUCCUGUCCCUUCUGGAAAUGUCCUGUCCCGAAGCCAGCCUUGGGACUUGCUUCCUACUCUCUCUUCCUCUGAGCCCUGGGGCAGGACCCCAGUGCUGCCCGCCGGUCUCCUCAUCGCAGACCCCUGGGCACCAAAGUCUCCCCACCGCACGCUCCCCAGUGCUGGGACAGACCCUUGGGGGGCCUCCAUGGAGACCUCUGACACCCCUGCUCUAGGUGGUACCUCAACCUUCGACCCAUUUGCCAAACCUCCAGAAUCCUCCGAGACCAAGGAACAGUCGGACAGCGCCCAGGUCCUACCCUCUGGUAAACCUGGCAGCCCUGGUGAGUUGGACCUGUUUGGAGACCGCAGCCCCAGCUGCAAGCAAAAUGGCACGAAGGACCCAGACGCCUUCGAGCUGGGCGGGCUCGGGGAGGCGCUAACGGAGCCGAGCAAGGAGGAGCGCCCGUGCAGGACUCCCGAGUCCUUCCUGGGCCCCUCGGCCUCUUCCUUGGUCAACCUAGACUCGCUGGUCAAGGCGCCCGUGGCUGCAAAGGCCCGGAACCCCUUCCUGACAGGUCUCGGCGCUCCUGCCCCCAGCAACCCGUUUGGUGCGGGCGAGCAGGGCCGGCCGACCCUGAACCAGAUGCGCGCCGGCUCGCCCGCGCUGGGCACGGCGGCGGGCGGGCCCGUCGGGGCGCCCUUGGGCUCCAUGACCUACAGCGCCUCCCUGCCCCUGCCGCUGAGCAGCGUGCCCGUGGGCGCCACCCUCCCCGCCUCGGUCAGCGUCUUCCCACAGGCCGGAGUCUUCGCCCCGCCGCCGGGGAGCCUGCCGCAGCCUCUGCUACCCACGUCGGGCUCGGCCGGGCCGCUGCCCCCGCAGGCUGGCACCAACCCCUUCCUCUGAGCCACCGGGGCGGGGCGCCUGCGUGCGAGGCCCCGCCCCCUCCGCGGCCCUCGUGCCAGCUGGGCAUGGAUCCAGGCCCCCUUGGCACCCUGGUAGCUCCCGGAAGACGCUGAAAAUGGACUGCAUCUAAGGGGUGGAGACCACACCCCCAUAAUAAAGACUGGAACCCACAUCCUCAACUUUCACCAAGUGGACUUUUUUUUUUUUCCCUGCGGGGGUGUGGCAGCGGGGUCUGGACCACUGCGUGGAUCACCAGCUAUGGAACAAACUUCUUCGGGGUCUCGGGGAGCAGACACGCCCCCCCAUUUCCCUUAAAGCACUCUCAAACACCCUUCCUGCCAGGUGCUCUCAGUCUGUCAUUCUUGGGUCAUUUGUCACACAUCACCACAUGGGGAUGGCCUGACCAUAAGGGACAACAGGCAUUCGUUUCCCAGUUGUUUCUUCUUUAAUGUGCUGAGCGCUUUAGGCAGAUAAUGCAUUUAUCAUGCAACGAGACUCUGUGGCAGAUGUACGCCUGCUCCCGUUCAGUGAUGGCUGCAGGCUCUGUGGGGCCCUGAGCAAGCUGAACAGGUAUGUGUUUCUCAUCCAAAAUUGGGUUAAGAUUUCAAAACAGGGUCUGAUGUGGAGGAGCACACCUCUAAUCCCAGUACUCUGGAGGCUGAGACAGGAGGAUCACAAGUUCAAGGCCAGCUAGGACUAAAA
Messenger RNA from Jaculus jaculus (lesser Egyptian jerboa), 3042 nucleotides. It is a transcript of the gene Epn3, whose product is annotated as epsin 3. Gene Ontology annotation, biological process: endocytosis. Bases 442 to 2340 code for a protein of 632 amino acids. The record is from RefSeq and is a predicted model, not a curated record. The transcript is spliced from 10 exons. Gene Ontology annotation, cellular component: endosome; plasma membrane; clathrin vesicle coat. Gene Ontology annotation, molecular function: phospholipid binding; clathrin binding. NCBI's taxonomy places the organism in Eukaryota, Metazoa, Chordata, Mammalia, Rodentia, Dipodidae.